Molecule: messenger RNA, 2319 nt
Organism: Epithele typhae
Lineage: Eukaryota; Fungi; Basidiomycota; Agaricomycetes; Polyporales; Epitheliaceae
Product: P-loop containing nucleoside triphosphate hydrolase protein
Exons: 4
Coding region: 1-2319 (772 amino acids)
Biological process (GO): double-strand break repair via homologous recombination
Cellular component (GO): chromosome; cytoplasm
Molecular function (GO): 3'-5' DNA helicase activity; nucleic acid binding; four-way junction helicase activity
Source: RefSeq, a predicted model, not a curated record
AUGCCGCCGUCCGCACCCCUGCCGCCUCAGACUCCGAAGUCCGCACCCAAGACCCUCCCAAGUUUCGCUGAGCUUCGCAAGAAGACGCAAGAGGUUUUUGGUCGUCUCCCGUGUCUCUGGCAGUGUCGUGUUGCCUCCGAGGUCUUGGCUGGCCAAAAGGACAUCGUCUGUAUCUCUGGGACUGGCUCGGGCAAGACCUUACCGUUCUGGAUGCCUCUGCUCUUCCGUCCGGACGGCAUUCAGAUUGUAGUCAGCCCGCUGAACGCUCUCGGAAGCCAGAACACGGAGCAGCUACGGAAGGUUGGGAUUAGCGCGAUUGCUAUCACAGCGGAGACGGCAACAAACACAAACAUCCAGGACAUCCUUACCGGAAAGUACCGUGUCGUCGUCGUCAGCCCCGAGGCAGCACUCAAAACUGGUGGAAACUUUGAACGACUGUGGAAGAGCAAAAGCUUUCUGUCAAACCUAAUAAGUGUGGUCUGGGACGAAGCUCACCUCUUGAAAAGCUGGUCGUCAUUCCGUCCGGACCUCGGAGAAGCGUCUCGGAUCCGCAACAUGAUCCCACUUAGCAUCCCCUUCCUCCUGCCGACCGCGACCAUGCCGACCCAUAUCUUGGCUAGUGUCAUGGACAUCGCCAGACUACGCCAUGACCGCCUGCUGACGAUACGAAGAUCCAAUGAUCGUCCAAACGUGUAUCUCGCAGUUAGAAAAAUGAAAUACUCACUGAGCAGCUACAAGGAUCUCGACUUCCUCAUUCCUGAUGGCUGGCGACCCGGUGUUCCUCUGCGCAAGUUUAUCAUAUUCUUUGACAACAUCGAAGAGUCAAUCAAAGCUGUACUAUACCUGAGGAUGCGGCUGCCUGCUACUUUUCGCGACAAGCUCAAGUGGUUCAACUCGGAUAACUCCCCAGAAUUUCGCGAGGAAAUGACAGCGGCACUGAAAGACAACAAGAUCUUUGGCCUUGCGUGCACGGACGCUUUCGGCCUUGGCAUCGACAUCUCCGAUAUCCCCAUUGUAGUCCAGUUCCGCGCAACAUGCGAUCUUGACACUCUAUGGCAGCGGUUUGGACGCGGUGCGCGCGAUCUGGCGCUCUUCGCGGUGGCGAUACUCUUGGUCGAGCGCAAGUACUUCGAUGCAGAGGCGGCGGCGGCGGCAGAACGGGCGGCGAAGCGGGCGGCGAAGCGGCAGGCAAAAGCGAUCGAGCAAGAGACCAAGAAGCGAAGGCGCACGGAGGAGGCGGCAGUGAAGGCGAAGAAGAAAGCCCGCACAGAGUCGUCAGGGGAUGCGGCACCGGAGGCACGGGAUGAGGAGGUGAUGGUGGGUGCGGAGGUGGUCGACCUGGAGGUGAUUGACUCGGACACAGAGGUGGAGACCGCCGUAGUCGCAGGCGGUGUGGAGGUCAUAGACAGGGCGGAGGCCGUGGACGCAGAGCUCAUGGUGGUGGACGAGGCGCAGUUGACGGUGUUUGAAGCGCUGCGCGUGGCAUACGUGCAGACGCACACCGCCCUGGCCGCGCCUGCACGGAAGAGGAAGGGCGCCUUUUCGGCGACCCCUUUGUCACCGGAGCUCGACAACUUCGUCAAUGCCGCCACACGCCCCUUCAAGUGCCACCGCAUGCCGGUCAUGGCGUACUAUGAGAAUGACCGGAUAGGCUUGUGGCCUUUUUCGCUAUUUUCACUAUAUACUUACCGCCAUUUCUCAGCUGUCUCUGACGAGCACAAGCACUGUCACCCGGGAGGCUGCCGUCGCUGUGCACCUCCCUCUUCCUCCUCCCUGUUAGUCUGCUGUACGCAGUGCAAUCCCACCCAUUUGGCCUUCGAUUUUCUUCCACUGGAAGAUGCACCUGCUAUCAAGGCCCCCGCCGCGCGUCGCGCGUCCAAAUUGGACGACAAAGUCACCCUCACCCAAGUUGACAAGGAUUUCCGGCUGGCGGUACAACAAUUUCGUGAUGACCAAACGUGCAAGAUGCUCGGCCGCACGCACCUCGAGGAGGAGGGUCCCAGGUUUAUAAUGGGCGACAAGACUCUCGACCGAGUCGUGCUGUGCGCGCGUGCAAACAAGAUCCGUUCGGUCGAGGAGCUCCAUCGGGAGACGAAGUGGUACCGAGUGAAGGAGCUCGGUGAGGAGCUUCUAGUGCUCGUAAACCGUUUCUAUCCGCCUCCGCCUCCACUGCCACCUCAACCUUCAAGCACGAGCUCUGCACCCCAAUCAGUGGGGAGCACACGACCAACGAGUGCUUCUAAGACCCAGCGACGGUGCAGUGCCUGUGGGAACGUGGGACAUAUCCGUGAGCCUCCAUAUUUCCGCGUCUUGGUGUGA